This is a messenger RNA of Myotis myotis, 456 nucleotides long. RefSeq names its product peptidyl-prolyl cis-trans isomerase-like 1. The coding region runs from base 1 to 456 and encodes 151 amino acids. The record is from RefSeq and is a predicted model, not a curated record. Gene Ontology annotation, cellular component: catalytic step 2 spliceosome. Gene Ontology annotation, biological process: protein folding; protein peptidyl-prolyl isomerization. Lineage: Eukaryota; Metazoa; Chordata; Mammalia; Chiroptera; Vespertilionidae. The transcript has a single exon. Gene Ontology annotation, molecular function: peptidyl-prolyl cis-trans isomerase activity.
AUGGCGGCUAUUCCCCCCACCCCCACCCCCGACUCCUGGCAGCCGCCCAACGUCUACUUAGAGACCAGCAUGGGGACCAUCGUGCUGGAGCUGUACUGGAAGCAUGCUCCAAAGACCUGCAAGAACUUUGCUGAGUUGGCUCGUCAAGGUUACUACAAUGGCACCAAAUUCCACAGAAUCAUCACAGCCUUCAUGGUCCAGGGAGGUGACCCAACAGGUCGAGGUGGUGCAUCUAUCUCUGGCAAGCAGUUUGAAGAUGAGUUUCAUCCAGACUUGAAAUUCACGGGGGCUGGAAUUCUUGCAAUGGCCAAUGCAGGGCCAGACACCAACGGUGGCCAGUUCUCUGUGACCCUAGCUCCCACCCAGUGGCUUGAUGGCAAACACACCAUUUUUGGCCGCGUGUGCCAGGGUAUAGGAAUGGUGAAUAGAGUAGAAAUGGUGGAAACAAACUCCUAG